This is a messenger RNA of Microthlaspi erraticum, 1554 nucleotides long. The record is from the annotation of a GenBank genome assembly. Lineage: Eukaryota; Viridiplantae; Streptophyta; Magnoliopsida; Brassicales; Brassicaceae.
AUGAAUUUCCAAACAGACUGCGCUCAGUUGGUUAAGAUGGUGUCCAAACCGGCAAAGUGGCCAGCUUUUGAGAUUUUGCUUCAAGACAUGGAGAACUACAGAAGGAUGUUCCAGGCGUUCUCCCUCACACACAUCUCCAGAGAAAAAAACACGAAGGCAGACAAGCUAGCACGGAGUGCUCGAGAUCGGCCUCACAAUGUGUACUUCAUAAACUCAAUUCCACCGGCUUCGCUUCUCGAACCCCGCUAUAAGAAUUUAGACUCUUUAUCAUCGGUCGGUAGUUUAGCCAAUCAAAACGCUGCCGAAAUACACAUACAGAAACGGCUCCAUCGACUAAACAAAAUUCGGUUAACGUUGGCGGAAGGCUCAGAACACCUGAGUCCCUACGUACCGGCUUGUGGAGAAGACCCAGAUCUCAAGUCCUUUGAUACUUCGCUUCACCAACGAACCAACAAGAUAAUCAACUCGCUCGACGUUCAAACCGACAUGACUCAAUCUUUACACUUAGACUUACUCAUUGAGGCCUACAACUUUCUAUUUAAAGCAAGCCAGGAAAUUGUAGACAUCAUUAUUGAAAGCAAAGAAGACGUGGGUAAGCACAAAGAACUAAGCUCUCUGGUUGAAUUGUAUUUAGAAAAUACCACCGAGACCUUAAAGUUAUUCAGUAGCGUGGAUAAGUUCGUUGAGAGAGCCAAAAAUAGCCAGCUUAUCAUUCGAUAUGCGGUACAACAGUUUGAAGCAGAGUCGGAGGUUCAGAGUUCCUUAUUCUCAUUCUUCUUAGCAGUAAUUCAACGAUGGAUUCUGGGAGGACGUAAGGAGAAGAAGAAGUAUGCGAAAACGUUAGAGGAACUGAACAAGUUUAAAGCCAAGGGAGAUCUUCUUGGGGAAGAGUUGGUCGCUCAUUACGAGUCUGUCUUGGCGCAGCAGGUCAAGCUUCUGGAGGACUUCUGUCAGCAGAAAGUAAAGCUUGACAAGAAACUUAAGAAGGUGAAGAAACUCAAGUACUUUUCGUGUGCGUUUUUUGUUAUUGCGGGUGUCAGUGUUUCGGUCGCAUCGGUAGUUGCACUCGCAGUUUUAGCCCCACAUACGGCUCCGGCUGCAGCAGCUCAUCUUGGUCACACGGCGUCAGCUCAUUUUGGUUCAAUGGCGGCGGCAUCUCAAAUGGGUCAAUUAGCCCGACCAAUUGCAUCUACAGGGAAAUGGGUCGGCGAGCUGUUAAACAAGUACGAGAAAGAUGUGAAGUCACAGAAGGGUUUGCUCACAAUGACGGAACAGAGUACGACUGUCAACAAAGGAGCGACGGAGACCAUAAGUUCCCAAGUCAAAAGCCUAACAGGGAAAAUCUCGUCUAUUUUAGAGCAAGUGGACUUUGCUGUGGAAAGAGAAGAAGAGGAGAAGGACACGAGACUUGCCAUGCAAGAAAUCAUGAAGAACGUUGAGGAGUACACUAAGAAGAUCGAGGAAGUUGGUGAAACUGCUGCCAAGUUAAGCAAAUCGAUCGUUUCGGGGAGAGCUCGCCUUCUUGAUUACAUUGCCAAUUCAACGGGAAAGUGA